UUUAAGGAGGCGGGUCUGUGCUAAAGGCCGCGCAACAGGGACCCAGCUGAGGAACGAUCCCUAAGGGCUCCACCCGGCGUUCCGCGCGCGACCCUACGGACGGCCGUUCACGGGCACGGCUGGAGGGCGCGCGCCUGCGUGUGAGCGCUCACCCGCCCGACUCCCUCCACCCGCGGCUCGCACCCUCUCGCGGGAUGGGAGGGGGAGAGGAGCCGCUGCCUUGGCAGCCGCCGGGACGCGGAGAGUCUCUCGCUUCAACUUGGCUUGGAGGGUGGCGCCGCCAUGCUGGGGGCCGAGAUCCCCUUCCCCCGCCCCAGGAGAGAAGCUUGGCCAGAGCUUGUGGAGGAGCCUUCGCCGCCGGGGAGCGGGGUGGAAGAUUCGGCUGGGCAGGGGGUUGCCGCCACCGCCACCUCCUCUUCGUCCCCCUCCUCCUCGAUGGCGCAGCGGUGGGAGGAAGAGGAGAGGCGGGGGGCGGCCCCCCUGGCCAGAGACCCCCCGCGCGGCGGGGAGGCGGCCGGGGGCGAGGAGGAGCCGCUCCUCAGGGGCAUUUUCCAGAUCGGGAAGAGGAGCUGCGACGUGGUGCUCAGCGCCAGGCAGCUCCGGUGGAGCCCCAUCCAGCCCGAGAGCCGCGGGGGUGAUUCCAAUAUGAACUUACCAUGUAAAGAGGAGUUUGUUGAAAUGAAAGAUAUAUUUUCCAUAAAAUUGAAACGUCGUCGUUUUGUAGGACAGAAGAAAGGUGGUGUAUUGUUAGGUAUCACAGUUUUUGUAUGCCUGAAAAAAGAAAAUAAAUUGAAGGACACUGCCAUCAAUUUUAAUAAUUUAAGUGAAGACCACUGUCAUUCCUGGUUUAGAUGUUUGAAGGAAAUUUUGAAUGGCUUUCCAAAUAGACCAAAGUUCCUAAAAGUAUUUGUUAACCCAAACAGUCAUAAAAGAGAAGCUACUCAUGUUUAUUAUGAACAAGUUGCACCUCUCUUUAAGCUUGCUGACAUCAAAACUGACGUCACAGUAACUGAAUAUGAAGGACAUGCUCUCUCAGUGCUUAAGGAAUGUGAACUCCACACAUUUGAUGGGGUGGUUUGUGUUGGUGGCGAUGGGUCUACCAGUGAGAUAGCUCAUGGUCUACUACUUAGAGCUCAGAUGGAUGCUGGAAGAGAUACAGAUUACAUUCUUUCACCUGUCAGAGCACCACUUCCUCUUGGCAUUAUACCAGCAGGUUCCACUAAUGUUUUGGCUCAUACUCUUCAUGGAAUCAACCAUGCAGUAACUGCAACAUUGCAUAUUAUAAUGGGACAUAUACAGCCAGUGGACAUCUGCACUUUCAGUAGUCCAAGCAAGCUUCUUCGUUUUGGAUUCUCAGCUAUGUUUGGUUUUGGUGCAAGAACUCUGGCUUUGGCAGAAAAGCAUCGCUGGAUGCCCUCCAACCAGCGGAGAGAUUUUGCUGUAAUUAAAACACUGGCAAGUCUAAAGCCAGAGGAAUGUGAGUUAUCAUUUCUACCUCUGAAAAAUUCACUGCAGGGCUCCCAGGAGAAAGUUACAAAGAAGAAAGAGAGAUUUAAAAAAUCUGACAGCAAGGUUCAGUGGCACACGAUUCAAGGUCACUUCCUGAAUGUGAGCAUUAUGGCAAUCCCCUGUCUAUGUUCAAUGGCACCAAGAGGCUUGGCACCUAAUACCAGGUUGAAUAAUGGUAGCAUGGCUCUUAUUGUUGUACGAAACACUUCUCGGUCAGAGUUUAUAAAACAUCUGAAAAGAUAUGCCAGUGUGAAAAAUCAGUUUAAUUUUCCCUUUGUUGAGACCUAUGCAGUUCAGGAAGUAAAAAUCCAACCAAGAACUAAAAUUGGGCAUGACACAGAAGAAAAUGUGUAUUUGCAUGCUACUUCUGCAGAAGUGAAUUAUCCUUGGAAUAUAGAUGGAGAUUUAAUGGAAGGAGCAUCAGAGGUUCACGUUCGGGUGCACCCGCAACUUAUUAAUCUUUAUGGAGUGAGCAUUGAUGAACUGGAUGAUUCCAAAGCAAUGUGCAGUUGUCUGUAGAAGAAAUUUAUGAAGAAAUGUGUUUCAUGGUGCAGGCUCUGCAUAAAAGACUCAUAUUUUCAUCUUAAAACAGCUAUUUAAGGCCCAUUCCUUCAUCCACUGAAGUCAAUGGAUGAAGGACCGAGACUGAAAUUAGGAUGUUGAUAUUUUUUUUUAAUAUUGUUAGUUUUAUAUAAAGUAAAAUAAUUGUAAUUAUCAAACAAAAUGUUCAUAGUUUUAACCUUAAAAACCCUGAAAAUUAAUAUAUUGACAAAUAUACUUAUUUGUAGGUAUUAUAUAUUUGGUUAAAAAGUGAUUACUUUUUUUUGCUGAAAUUCUAGUAAAGUUUUUUUAAACAGAAUAUUGCAGGGUUUGAGUUCAAUUUGGGGUUUGAUUUGGUUACCCUUCGUUGUAUCUAGUCAUAUUUUACUUCACUGGUAACCCAAAUUCAUAUCACUAGAACUAGUCCUGGAGUAAAGUACUACUUACUGUGACUUGGGGUGGCAUAAUUUGGCUUCUGUCAGGUCCUUCAAUAUCCAGAUAAUCUCUGACCUUAAAUGAGAUGAUGUAAAAAUUUGCUUGCUUUCAGCAUUGCCUAGCUAGGUCUUAAGCUACUUUUCCUUUUACAAAUAGUAUUCACUUAGAAUGUAACAUUUGUUCAAACUUACUUUGUUUUAAACUUUAAUCUUACAGAAAAUAUUUAAAGUUUACUUUAUCAGUAAAACUGGGUAGUAAUCAGCAUAAUGCAUUAAUUUUUGCUAGAAUAAGGCCCAAUGCUGAGUAAAAUUUCUAAUUUUAGAUUUUGAGUGAUACUUUCAUAGUGCACAUUUAGUAGAAAGUAGGUAUGUAAACAGAUUAAUUGUAUAAAUUACAUGGUAAAUGCAAUAAUUAUGCAUGAUACUGGUACAGAUUAGGAUUCCAGCCUUCAUGGGAAUUGAAAUUGUCAUGGCACCAUGGCUAUCUCCUGCAUUGUGAUUGGUGGAAACUAACAUGACAGAUUUGUCAGCCUCCUUGACCUGCAGGAGGAGGAGCUUAGAUGUGUGUGUGCCCUUAUUCAUUAGAUUAAAGAUAUGAGGCAUCCCAACUAGGGCUGAGGGAGGAACUCUGCAUUUCCCUGUGACUAAACCACAGAGGUUAUUGCCCAUUGGUCUUUAAGGCUUUAAGUCAUGCGGAUUUCACUACGUGCCUAAAUCUUUGCUGAACUAGGGCCCAAGUAUUUAAAUGGGAUUAGUGAGGACUAUAGGAACACACCAGAAGUUUGGUUCAUAAUUAUUAAUUAUAAUUAUUAAUAAUAAUAAUCUUUAUACCUCAACCUUAAAUCAAAAAAUUUAGUGUGGAUAUUUUCUUUCUUCCUCCACUCCCUUCACAAGUAGCACCAGCAAACGGUUAUUCAUCUUCAAAAAAAAACAAAAGAGCAGAUUACAUAGAACCAAAUUCUGUCUUCAUACUCACAUUAACAUCAGUGGAACUGCAGGCAAGGCACCUGUAGGCAGAAUUUGGCCUGUAGUAACCGGCCAAAUAAUCUGCAGUAUAGUGGAUUACAAAGUAAAUUUAGUGGACCAAAUUCUGCUCUCCAUUACAAUGGUGUAAAACAAAAGUCACUAGUUACUUGAAUGGCGCUACUCCAGAUUUGUGCCACUAUAACAAAGUAAUUUGAUGCUAUAUAAUUAAUCCAGAAGCAUUAAAGUACUGUGCUUGAGUAUUGAAAACUGAAUUUCUUCUUUGAUUCUUUAAAGAUAUUCCAUCUUCAUAAACCAUUAUAGAUUUAACUGUAUUUUAUUACCUCUGCAAAUUCUAUCAACAAAAUAAUUAGAUUUGCAAAAGAUAGUGUGCACAGUUGUUUUUAUUAUAAAAUUCAGUUGAACAAUCAUUUAUUAAUAAACAUGCUGCCAUCAGGAAAUCUUACAUUCACAUUUUUCAUUUACUUAUUUAGAUUAAACCUCAAUGUUUGUUUAUUAAAUUAAUUGAAUUUUGCCGAAUAUCUCAGAGAAAUACCUGAUCAAUGUUUACAUACUAAUAGCACUGUGCAAUUUCCAAGUAACACUUGUGUAUUUAGUUACUCACUAAAGCUAUUCCAAAAAAAUCCUUUUUAAUCUAAUUUCCUUGCAUUGUUUGUAUUAAAGCAAUUUUAAUGCUGCUUUCAGUAUUUGAGGUACAGUUCUCACAACACCCUAUAUUAGAAUACCUGUUCAAAUACUUUUUGAUUAAAGUGCAAUAAUUCAUUUGGCUCUAUACUCUUUAAAAGUCCUUUUUAGAAUAUACAUUUUGCAAAUAGUUUAGUUUUUAAGGAUGAAAUAUUUCACUCAUAGCACAUUGUUCUAAAAAUAAGAUCUUCUUUCUGUAUGUACACAUUUGUCUGUUCUUAAUAUAAUGCAGAAUAUUUUAGAACAGAAAGCCAAUGCCUUGAGAUGAGAUCAGUUUUUCAGAAGUCUGGAAGCACCCAUGACACCAACUGAAGUAAAUGAAAACUACAGGUGCUUGGCCCUCUGUGGAACAUCAGGCUCUGUUACCUUUUGAUUCUUUAGCUUAGGUCAAAAAGCCACUUUGGAAAAAUGUAUAUAACUCUAUUAGCAAAAUCAUUUGUUGCAGGCAAUGGUUGUUGCUAUUAACUCUGGAGCUUUAUUACCAAGUGAUGUUGCAUAAUCAGUUUGUGUGAUGUCCACAUUUAUUACAUUAAAAAAAAGAUGCCGGAACUAAGUUUUCUACUAGCAGUCCAGAACGACAGCAGAGAAAGGACAAAGAUGAGCCAUAGGAAAUAGUAUGUGUUGGCAUUACUAGGGGAGAGUAAGUUUAAGAUGAAUUUAGCACUUGGAUGAGAUGGUGCAUAGCCCAGAGAACGAAAUCCUUUCCCCCCCAAAACAGGUAUCAGUGUACUUAAAGUAGGUGGCAUUGCUAGUAUCUUUCUAAGAAUCUGAAAGGAUCUCCUGUAGGAGCAAUUCAGUCCUCAUAAAAAUUCAGUUUUUUCCUUUUUACUGCCACUCUUGAGUGCCAAUUGCAAUGGUGGCAUUAAGCUGAAGACAUAUCCACUAAGAACUGAACUUAGAUAUCCAAACUAUUUCAUUAUACAGGUUUCAGAGGAUAGCAACUUUUGGGCUGGGGUUGCACAUCUGAGGAUGGAAUUAACCCUAUGGAGUUAAGGUUUUUUAAAUUUUCCAUCAGAGCCUCUUUUGUCUGCUACUGGAAGUGUCCUUAAAUACUAUAAUGCUGAGCAUUAUUGAAACACUUGCAAAUAAUAAUUGUUCAGGAUAACACAUGAAUGUCUUUCGCUCCAAAACCUCAUGCUCUUGGUGUUUGAGGAGAAAGAGGGAGAAACAGAAUUAACUGUAUGCUCCUGGCCUUAUCAGCUAAUACUAUGUUAAGGAUGGUUGAUACGGAUAGCCUCAAAUGUUUGACUCUUCUCAAGGUAACCCUCAAUGUCAUGCAUCCUUGACAGAACAUUGAGUUUUCGGUGCUGAUCAGCACAAAAAAUCUUUCCAUGCACAUCAAUUAAUGGUAAGAUUUUAUGCUGCCCCUUUUAGAGGCUCAGCACAGAACUCCCAGCCCAGGGAAGGGAAAGCCAAUGUGGUUUUAAAGCCACCUUUGCAUCCUCCCAGUCCUGGACUCUCCUGAAACUGGAGAAGCCCCUGGCAUAAUUUAGACAGCCCUGGAGGUCUGUCUAAAUUACAGCAGCCUCCCAGGGUGUCCUAUGGACUACAAGACUACCCAAGACCUCUAUAGUGCUGUAAUUAUGUGCCCUAGUCCAGAGCCUGCAGGAGUGUUCAGAAGGCCUUGUGGCUGUCUUCUACAAUGCAUGCACUGGAGGCUUCCUCCCUUGGCCACUUCAGGCCUUUUACCCAGUGUAAAGGUGCCAUAGUGGGAUGAGGAUCUCAUCUAAGUCUCUAGUUAAAAAUGAAAUGAAAGUUGAAAGCUAAUUGAGUUAUGAGUCACCCCAUAGCCAACCACUGAGAUCUCAUUACCCAAAAAAUGGUUGAUAAUACUGUACUCUUCUUCGGGUAAAUAAUUCUUCAUUUUAUCUGCUUAGUGUUCUUGUAUGCAGUUGAAGAGAUGAAUAUUUCUGGUAUUUCAGAUAUUACUAUUAAGUUUCUUUAUUUGAAGAUCCGAUUGUCAUUUGUAUUUUAGUAAGAUGAUGCUACAUUUAGGUGUAAUCCUCCACAGAUCAGCAAAAUCAAAUGUAUAUUCUAACACCAAGAGUAAACAACAGACUCAGCAUCCGUUUUCUCUCAUCACUGUUCAGCAUGUAAGUCACACUGAGCCUGAAAUUCAUCAUUUGAAAGAAGUCUUUAAUUGUCAUCUUAGCCCUCCUUAUUGCUGUUUACGAAGUUCCAACUUCCUCUUUGGGCUGCUCUUGAGGGAGAGGUUGAUAACGUCUUUUAAAGAAGCCACUCUGAAAAACAAUUUCAAAAUCAAUUGGUGUGUGUCAGCAAACUCUUACUAAGUCAGAUUUAAUGAAAUAAUCUUUUAUACUGUUUAAAGUAAGUGUAAGAUGACAUGCUGGCAUAUGCGAUUAAGUAUCAGCUAGUUACUCUGUUUUGGGAGUAACAGUGAUGUUACUAUUAAAAUGACUGUCAUAUUGAUAAUAUGAACUAAUUUUUUAAAAUGUAGGCUUUUUCCCCCCAAUUGCUACAUAAUAUAUCAAAAGACAGCAUUACUAAAAAUUACUUUACAUCUAUGGGGCUAAUUCUUUCCCUUCAUUCACAAUAUGAGCAAAUGAGCUGUGAACUGUGAAAGUCCAGAGAUCAAAAUCUUCCCACCCAGGAUAUGGAAUGAUAAUGGAAUCCCAGCAUUUGUUACACUUCUGUACUCUUCCAUGGAAAGAAUGAGUAGUGGAGUCACAUUCAGAGAUGUACAAUCCUCAACUUCCCUUACUAUGGCACAAAAGGAAUGCGUGUGGCAAGCAAGGGGUACACAGAGUGAACAAUCCCUUACCCCAUCAGAUCUUUUCUGGACCUUGUAUGCCUACUAACAGUGGGAAGCAAGAUUUGCCCCCUAGUGUUCAUAUAUAAGAACUUAGAAUUUAAAAUAUUUAAUGCUGGCAAGCAACAAGACCAUCUUCACCUUUUCUGUUAGGAAUAUUGUAGACCAUUCUGUUAUGUGUCCA
This is a messenger RNA of Chrysemys picta bellii (western painted turtle), 7105 nucleotides long. RefSeq names its product ceramide kinase like (gene CERKL). Gene Ontology annotation, molecular function: lipid kinase activity. NCBI's taxonomy places the organism in Eukaryota, Metazoa, Chordata, Testudines, Emydidae. Gene Ontology annotation, biological process: phosphorylation; sphingolipid metabolic process. The record is from RefSeq and is a predicted model, not a curated record.